This is a messenger RNA of Tauraco erythrolophus (red-crested turaco), 846 nucleotides long. The record is from RefSeq and is a predicted model, not a curated record. NCBI's taxonomy places the organism in Eukaryota, Metazoa, Chordata, Aves, Musophagiformes, Musophagidae.
AGCCGCCUCAAGCAGGAGAACCUGCAGCUCGUGCACAGAGCGAAUGCUCUCGAGGAACAGCUGAAGGAGCAGGAGCUGAGAGCUGACCAAACACUCCUGGAGGAGAUCAAGAAGCAGAGGGAGCUGCUGAGCAAAAUGGAGAGGGAGAAGAGCAUUGAGAUUGAGAACCUGCAGGCCAGGCUGCAGCAGCUGGAUGACGAGAACAGCGAGCUGAGGUCCUGCGUCCCGUGUUUAAAAGCCAACAUCGAGAGACUCGAGGAGGAGAAGCAGAAGCUGCUGGAUGAGAUCGAAGACCUCACGGUGCAGCUCGCAGAGGAGCAGGAGAAAAAGAGGAAGAUGGGGGACAAGCUGAGUCAGGAGAGGCACCAGUUUCAGAAGGAGAAGGAGUCGACGCAGGAGCUCAUUGAGGACCUCAGGAAGCAGCUCGAGCACUUGCAACUCUUCAAACUGGAAGCUGAGCAGCGAAGAGGCAGGAGCAGCAGCAUGGGGCUCCAGGAGUACAACAGCAGGACGCGGGAGACAGAGCUGGAGCAAGAGAUCAAGCAGCUCAAGCAGGAUAACAGGAACCUGAAGGAGCAGAACGAUGAACUGAAUGGGCAGAUCAUUAACUUGAGCAUCCAGGGAGCCAAGAACCUCUUCUCAGCCUCCUUCUCCGAAUCCCUGGCAGCGGAGAUCAGCUCGGUCUCCAGAGAUGAGCUCAUGGAAGCGAUUCAAAAGCAAGAGGAGAUCAACUUCCGCCUGCAGGAUUACAUCGACGAAGGGGUUGCGUGCAGGGAGCUCCCUGGCUCCUCUCUCGCUUGCCAGCGGCAGAAGGAGGCAGAGGAGCGGCCAGUUUCGGGACAGGGC